AUGCAAUUUUGGUGCUUAACACAUGUGAUACUUUACAGGGAAUUUUACAAAUCUUCAUCCUAUCCGAAGAAAGGACUGUCAGGACGACUUACUGAUUUUCCAUCAGCACCAUCAAACUACCUUCCGAAACUUGUUGAUACACCUUUGAAAGAUGAAAUAAUUUCUUCUGUUAAUUGUAUAUGUGAUAGACCAGCUAGCCACAUUGUUUGCACAAGAUGCGGAUUUGAACUCGUUGGACGUCUUCAAAAAGUUUGUCCUAAUCAUCCAAAAAAAUUGGCCUUAAUGGAUCAUCGUGAAUGCCCAAAUAGGCUAUGCAAAAGUAUUCAUUUGAUUGAAGUAUCACUUCAACAUCAAUAA
Messenger RNA from Thelazia callipaeda (thelaziosis nematode), 357 nucleotides. Lineage: Eukaryota; Metazoa; Nematoda; Chromadorea; Rhabditida; Thelaziidae. The record is from the annotation of a GenBank genome assembly.